Oikopleura dioica is the source of this 336-nucleotide messenger RNA. NCBI's taxonomy places the organism in Eukaryota, Metazoa, Chordata, Appendicularia, Copelata, Oikopleuridae. The record is from the annotation of a GenBank genome assembly.
AUGUCGAUGCUGCACUACAGCCGCCCAUUCAAUGGCCAGAAUGAGCUGUCUGCGAUGAUCGAAGAGGGAAAUAACAAUAAUGAUCCCCCUGUCCGCGAUCCGGAAGAAGAUCAGCUUGAAAUUCGACCAACAACAGGAGCAACGCAGAAAAUAAACCCAGUCACGAUGCUGCGCCAAGCGUUUCGUCGAAAAGAAUGGGAUCUAGUUCAUUUUUAUCUAGGAAAGGGGCUCUCACUCGACGACCUGCCCGUAAGAAAGCGAAAAACCAAACAAGCACCAUUGCCAGUCAUCAAAUCAAUCACUGUCCACCUCGAAGGCCCAGAAGUCUUUUUCUAA